AAUAGAAGUUUAAUUACCUUAGUUUUGGAGGUUCAAGAGCAUGGCUAGGGCCCCUGGGCUGCAUCACAACAUGGCAGAUGGCAUCAUGGAGAGAACAUGUGUGCGUGUGUGUGGAGAGAGAGAGAGAGAGAGAGAGACAGAGAGAGAGAGGGAGGGAGGGAUUGAUUACAGGGCAAGGCAGGAUGCAGAAGGGCUUUAGGACUGGCUCAUUCUUUUUUUUUUUUUUUGUCUCGGUACUGGGGAUCGAACUCAGGACCUUGUGCUUGCCAGGCAGGUGCAGCGCCACUGAGCUACAUCCCAGCCCUGGCUCGUUUUUAUCACAGCCCACUCUCAGGGAAGGAAUUCACUCCGAGAGAAGCACACACAUCACCUGAGCAACCUGAUCACCUCCCACCUCCUGCGGCCUUGCUCUGACCACACUGGGGACUCCUUCAGCCAAAUCAAACCACAGCAGAACCUAAAGCAGACAAAUAAUGACCGGGUCCCCACGUCCCCAUCAAUCCAAGAAGCAGCGAUUGAGUCGUGGCUGUCCGACAGGAGGGUUUAAAUGUCCCCCCGCUGCUGCUGGGGAACAGCUGCUCUCUCCCUGUUUCUUGUAUUCUGUGCACGCUUCUGACCACAUGUGGUAGGCAGAACGGUCCCCCACCCAACACCCCAAAGAUGUCCGUGACCUCAUCCUGGAAUCUGUGCACACGUUAGAUUGCAUGGCAAAGGAAAAUAAGGAAUUAAGGUUGUUAGUCAGUUGUUCUUCAAAUAAGGGAUUAUCCUGGAUUAUCUGGGUGGAUCUAACAUAAUCACAGGGUUUUUAAAUUAGGGCAUGAGAGGCAGCAGAGGAAGUCAUAAGGCAUGGUAUGGAAAGACUUGUUUGGGGCUUGGAAGGGAAAGCAAGGGAACCACGAGCCACGGAACAGGGUGGCUGGAGAGGCUGGAGGGGUGGGGUGGGUUCUGCCCAGGAGCCUCCAGAAUGCGAGGCAGCCGGCUGACACCGAGCUCUCCAUCCACAGAGCCCCGUGCUGGACUUUGGAGCAACGAACUUGUGCUGCUGUAUCCCAAUAAGUUUGUGGUACUUUGUUAGAACAGGAACAGGAACAGGAAACUAAUCUGACAUCAUCUCAGAAGAAUGGGACUGGGCUUGUUUCCCUCAGAACAGAUGGUAGGAGCAGCCCCUCAGAGGGGGCUGCGUAUACCCCAGAUCCUCCUGUGGACUGGGAUCAAAGAGAAGGCGCUAUCGGGAUGAUGUGAGAGGGGCUGAGAGUCAGAGAGAGAGAGGGGAUCACGGGUCUUUUAACUGCUGAGAGAAGCAAUGAAGACAUCGGGGACCUGAAGGCAAAGUCUCUGUGGGCUUUGGGUAGGGACCAGGGAGGGGCAGGGCUGGCAGCCCAGGACCAGCCACAGACCAGGACACCUGGGACAAGAAGGGGCAGGAGCUCAAGGGAAGGCCAGGUGGGGAGACGCCCAGCGUCCUCGGGGACAUUCAAGUGACACCUGUUGCCACAGACCAUGUCGAGAAUCAGGGUGGAACAUGGGGUGGCAUUGUCUGCACGGCCGCGGCCUGGCCUGUUCCUGUGGCCCCCGCCCCGCUGAUGGGAUAAAGGGGCCACGGGCUUGGGGCUGAGGGAGGAGCUGGAGCUGAGCAGGAUGCAGGGCCGAGUGGCAGCGCGCCGGGCCCUUCUGGGUCUGCUCCUGGUCUGUCUGCAUCUCCCAGGCCUCCUUGCCCGGAGCCUCCGAGCAACAGAGGAAAAGGGGUCCCCGCACCCGGUCUGGGGCACCGACCUGCCUGUGCCGGGACAGCCGCCCUUCACCGGCCGCGCCAACGCUGGGCGUCCUCAGCCCAGUGUGGACCCCGGGCCUGAUGAUGUCGUGGGGCGUCCUUCCAAGUUCAGCGCUCCUCCAGGUGGCCCCCCAGCUGCAGGACGUGCAGGGAGGCAGAUGUGGCCUCCGUCCUGGGGGCUGCCCCCCGCCGAGUCCUGGCACCCCGAGGCCCCUUGGCCGAUGGUGGCCAGGGCAGCUGAGGAGCAUCUGGAGCAGGCGCUGCCGGAGGAGCUGGCCUACCUUUCCAGUGCCGGUGCCCCCGCUCUGUACAGUGGGUCUUUGCUGGCUGCACUCUCUGGAAAAGCUGCACAACCCUCACCAGAAGCUUUGCCCGACCCCCAGGGCUUGGAAGCCAGAUGGCUGACCCUGGUCAGCCAGCUGGGGGCCCAGGGAGAGCUCCUCGCCCAGCGCCCAUUCUGGUCUCUUAUCUAUCGGCUGCUGCCUGGUCUCCCCUGGGGGGCCCUGAACCCCAGUGUGCCUUGGGGAGGUGGAGCUCUCGGGACUGGGUGGGGAACGAGACCCAUGCCCUAUCCUUGGGGUAGCCAUAAUCGAUUCCCAGGUAACAGCUGGGGUAAUAUCAACCGGUACCCAGGAAACAGCUGGGGGGAUAGCAACCGGUACCCAGGAAACAGCUGGGGGGAUAACAGUCGCGAUCCGGGUGCUAGCUGGGGGAAUAUUCCUCCCAGGGGCGUCAGUCCUCCUGGCCCUUCUUGGUAGAUCCCAGCUGGCUUCCCAAGUCCUCAAUACCUUGGCUUGCAGCGGAGUUGGAGCUGAGCACAGGGUGGGGAGACAGAAAGGGAAGCUGCCCCGCCCCGCCCGGGGGUGGGACCGGUCUCAACCCGCGUUUUCCAGCCCUGUGCCGGCGCGCACCGCCCCCUGGCUGCCUGGUGCUGAUCUCCAAUAAAACACGCAGUUCUCGGA
This is a messenger RNA of Heterocephalus glaber (naked mole-rat), 2733 nucleotides long. It is a transcript of the gene CUNH6orf15, whose product is annotated as chromosome unknown C6orf15 homolog. Gene Ontology annotation, cellular component: extracellular matrix. The record is from RefSeq and is a predicted model, not a curated record. Gene Ontology annotation, biological process: extracellular matrix organization. Lineage: Eukaryota; Metazoa; Chordata; Mammalia; Rodentia; Bathyergidae.